Molecule: messenger RNA, 1143 nt
Organism: Hylaeus volcanicus
Lineage: Eukaryota; Metazoa; Arthropoda; Insecta; Hymenoptera; Colletidae
Gene: DNApol-gamma35
Product: DNA polymerase subunit gamma-2, mitochondrial
Exons: 2
Coding region: 136-1095 (319 amino acids)
Source: RefSeq, a predicted model, not a curated record
CCCGUUUGUAACGAAUUCCACUUCUUUGAGAGAUGAUAUCGUGGAGAGUAGCUCCGAUAGGAAUAAGAUUAUCCAGAACGCUGUCGUUUUAGAGGAAGAAUACUUUGUAGCACCUUUGAGAACUAUUUCGAAAGAAUGAAUAUGAAACAUGCGUUGGCAAAGCUCGGUGCAAAUUUCGUUAGCCUCACGGAACAGAAAUUUGCAUACGGGCCUCAAGGUAGCAUGGUUUUGAGGAAUCUUGAAGAGCUGUGGUUCCUGCAUUGUGUUACGAUGUCUCGGUAUAAUAUAUUCUUGUCGGAGAAAGUGAGCGAUACUCUAAAUUUUAUUGUAAAAAGUUCGACGAGCGAUGUACCUUUUGGACUAGCUGUAAUAGAGAAUUCCAAGAAUUCUUGGAAUCAAAAUGUAGCUAUCGAUAGUAAAUGGAAACACCAAAGAAUAGCUACGAUAACUAUUUUUAAUAAUGAUAUGGAAUCCAAAGACUUGUAUCAUAAGCUACAAAAGGAACGUAGAAUUUGGUGGCGUAAGCUAGCGCAACGUCCCUCUAGGUUUAAAGUUACAGAGCCGAAGAAAAAGAAGAACUUGGAUACGGUGGACAUUGAGGCACAGUUUCCUUUCGGAACUGUCGUUGUGGAGAAAAUCACUUAUCACACGGAUAUUCAGAAAAUGUUUAGCGAGAUCGAUAAUAAAAAAGAUUUUACCAACGUACAAAUGGUGGAACAUACAGUAUGUUUGGAUUGGGGUUGCUUAGCACUACUCUGCGAUGCUUACGACACAGACGAAUCAGCCAGAAUGCAGAUACAUUUCAAGCUAGCACCACACAAGGUCGCAAUUUGUAUAGAAGAGCGGAAGAAUGAUGUUGGAAAUGAUGAUUUAAAUCGCUUUGUACUUUACUUAAAUAACAUGCUAAGAACAAAAGGCCUGAACACUAUAUUAACCAGCCCGUGUGUCGUGGACACGUGUUUGGUUCCUUUCGUGGUUUUAGUUCACAGGACUAGUCUCGAAAAUGGCAUUAUACGUAUAACAAAUAGGUCAACAACUCUCAGCGAAGCGAUUCACAUAACCGAUUUGGCAAAUUAUAUAAUUAAGUAUUGUUAAAACCAACGAACGACAAUAAAGUUUUACGUGUCGAGUCUUUAAAAUAUA